UGUCCUUUUUAUUCCUGACUAGAAAUUCAUCAAAGCAUUCAUAUGCUCUGGUUGAUGGAUGUUUGGCUCCUUUCCAAUGGUUGGCUGUUACAAAGUUCUUAUGAAUCUGGUCACAGGUAUUUCUGUAGUGGAGGAUGAAAAAUAUUGAGGAAAGAAAUAUUUAUUUUUGCUUACAGUUAUAGGUUGCAGUCCAUCAUGGAGACAUCACAGAUGUAGGACCAUGCAACAGCUUGUUAUACUGCCUUGGUAAACAGGAAACAGAGGGACAUAAGAGCUAGACUCAGCUUACUUUCUCCUUUUCAUUCGGUCUGUGGAAAGGUACCAGCGACAAACAUUUAAGGAGAUGGAACCUAACAUCGAAGAUGACGUUCUCUGAAGAAGCUGCAGUACUCUUCAAAGGCAAGUUUUCAAAAAUUAAUUUAUACUUGGCCAAUUUCACACAUUCUGGUCAUACUCAUCCCUUCAUCUCUUAUCCUCCUUUCACUACUGCCUUCUUCUAUCUUCUCUAACCAAGUCUCCAUUCCAUUCUUUUUUAGGGAAGGAAGAGGACAGAGCAUUCCCGUUCUCCUCUACUCAAAACAUGAAUUUCUUACUCCACCAAAUUUCUUUUCUCCCAAAGCCAAAAACAAAAGUCAUGCUUUUGUUCUUCUUGCCACCAUCAAGAGGAAAACUGGGGAAGUUCUUCUGUAGUUACAAUAUUGAAAAGAAAGGGAAUUGGAAACCUAAAGUGAGAAUGAACAAUUUGGCAGGCCAGCAGAGCAGCCAGACAAAAUGAUAUGGAGCAAAGCAGUUUGGUCUAAGGAAGCUUCCAAGAUGUCCCAUCAACACACAGUGCCAGUGACUGUUCCAGCUGUGGUUCAGGAAUCUCUCAAGACUGUAUGUUCUCCAGCUCAAACUCAGCAGGAACAAACAAAGCAACCAACUCCAUAUCCUGCACAAUGCCAGGUCUUCACUGACACUCAAGAGAAGGGCUUUCCCAAACAUGAGGAGAAGGAGGCAAACCCCGUGAAAGAUCUGCCUGAGCAAGAGAGUGAGCACCACCAGCAGCCAGGACCACAGAAGCAGCAGCUGCAGGUGAAAAAGCCAGAGCAGGAGCUGCAGGAACAGGAACUGCAUUCGGAGAAGCAGCAGACACCACAGGAGCCACAGGGGCUCCUGUGCCUGGGACAGCAACAGCAGCGAGAGCCACAAGAGCAAGAACAGCACCUUAGACAGCACCAGCAGCCACAGCAAGAGUCACAGGGGCAGGGGCUGUGCUUGGGGCAGCAGCAAGAUGUGCUGGCACCACAGGAGCUGCAUAUGGGACAGCACCAGAAGGAGAAGCUGCAGGAGCCAGAACUGCCUCUGGGUCAGCAGCAGAAAACUCCAGAGGAACAGGAACUGAUUCUAGGAGAAAAGCAGCAGAAGCUGCACCUGGUAGAGAGGCACCAAGAGCCACAGGAGCAGGAGCUGCACCUCGGACAGAAACAGAAGCAACAGCAACCACAAGAACAGGAGUUGCAGUUGGUACAGCACCAGAAGCAGAAGCAGCAUGAACCAGAAUUGUGCCUGAGGAAGCAGCAGCAGCAGGAGUCACAUGAGCGAGAACUGCACCUGGGAAAGCAGCAGCAUCAGGAGUCACAUGAGCCAGAACUGCACCUGGGAAAGCAGCAGCAUCAGGAGUCACAUGAGCCAGAACUGCACCUGGGAAAGCAGCAGCAUCAGGAGUCAUGUGAGCCAGAACUGCACCUAGGGGAACAGCAGCAUCAGGAGCAGCAGCAGCAUCAGGAGUCAUGUGAGCCAGAACUGCACCUAGGGAAACAGCAGCAUCAAGAGACUCAGGAGUCAGAACUGCAACUGGGAAAGCAGCAGAAACCACAUGAGCCAGAUAUGGUACUGGAUCCGAAAGAGAAGCACAAACUUCAUGACCCAGAACUGCACCUGGGAAAGCAGCAGCAUCAGGAGUCACAUGAGCGAGAACUGCACCUGGGAAAGCAGCAGCAUCAGGAGUCACAUGAGCCAGAACUGCACCUGGGAAAGCAGCAGCAUCAGGAGUCAUGUGAGCCAGAACUGCACCUAGGGGAACAGCAGCAUCAGGAGCAGCAGCAGCAUCAGGAGUCAUGUGAGCCAGAACUGCACCUAGGGAAACAGCAGCAUCAAGAGACUCAGGAGUCAGAACUGCAACUGGGAAAGCAGCAGAAACCACAUGAGCCAGAUAUGGUACUGGAUCCGAAAGAGAAGCAGAAACUUCAUGACCCAGAACUGCACCUGGGAAAGCAGCAGCACCAGGAGUCUCAGGAGUCAGAACUGCAAGUGGAAAAGAAACAGCAUGAGAAGUCCCCAGAGCCAGAACUGCACCUGGGAAAGCAGCAGGAGUUACAUGAGCCUGAUAUGACAGAGGAUCAGAAAGAGAAGCAGAGUCUUCAUGAACCAGAACUGCACCUGGGAAAGCAGCAGGAGUCACAUGAGCCUGAUAUGACAGAGGAUCAGAAAGAGAAGCAGAGUCUUUAUGAAUCAGAACUGCACCUGGGAAAGCAGCAGGAACAACAGAUAGAGUAUGAAGGCUACCAAAGAUCAAAAAGUCUGAAUCAGUUACUUAAGCAAGAGAAAGCUUCCAGGGGACAGGAGCUGGAUGACUCACAUCUAGAACAGGAGAAGGAGCUCUUGGACCAGCGAUUGGAUCAAGAACUAGUAAAUAAGGAUGAGCAACUGGAAAGAAAGAAGCACAAAUUGGAGAACCUGACACAGAAGGAGAAGCAGAUAAAGCAAUUAGUACCAAGCACUGACAGAGUCCAAGAGACUCAGCCAAUCCAACCAGUGAAAGAAGACUCUCUCACUACAAAGAAGCAGCAGCACAGCCAUGAAGUGCAGUGAAGUAAAACUAAAGUAACCACCCCAGUGUCCCAGAGACUCUCCAACCAUCCCACAUAUGGGAAGAGAAUCACCCACACUUCCUUAAGGACCCUGGCUGGCCUACUCAUCCAUGAAUCUGUCUGACCCUGAAUAUCUUCUUAUCUGUGACAGGCUGGGCACAGGAUCCAGGCCCAGGAUACAGGAUUAUGGCCCAGUAUCCACUCCAAGAAGCUCAAUCCCAACCUUAGGUAUCAGAGCCUCUUCCUGAGGUAGGGGCUGGGGGAAAGGGGGAGGCCUGUCAUUAGUUAGCAACUCUGAUGUCAUUCCUAGUGUUGCCACAGAAUCUGUGAAUAAGCACAAUGUCUAAUAAAUCAUAAAAGUCCUGUGA
This is a messenger RNA of Rattus norvegicus (Norway rat), 3220 nucleotides long. Lineage: Eukaryota; Metazoa; Chordata; Mammalia; Rodentia; Muridae. The record is from RefSeq and is a predicted model, not a curated record.